CUACUCUAAACUGCCCGUCUGAACUUUCAUGCCACCUGAUGAUUAUGCUUACAUUUACCUACCGCUGUCACAUUGUCACAAGAACUCUACUUCAAUCUAAAACUCCUAAUAUGGUAAGUCGUCCCAAAAAUGACUAAACAUUCACAGGAUUUUGAGCUUUCAUAAAGACUCUUUAAGCCACCAUACGGACGGUCAUGCAUCAGUGAACUAUCCUCUCUUAUACGCGUCAACGCUAGACGUCCUUGCCUCUUUCCCAGAUUAUUUGAGCCCAAGAAGGGCUACUUCUAAUUCUAUUGUACGUAGGCUUGAUUUUUCUUCUUUUCCCUUACUCCUUUAUUUGUAUGGCCUUGGUUGAUCAUCCGCUCUUUCACUAUUCUUACUAGACAGACAUACCUACUCUCAUUUUCGCACAUAACAUAUUUUAAACACCAUGAGAUCUAUCAUACUCCAAGGAGUCGCAUUUCUGGCCGCUGUCGCCUCUGUAAAUGCCGACACAACAACUUCAACCUCAACUUCUUCCACCGCAACAGCAUCCGCCACUUCUGUCACCGCCGCAACGACAACCACAGGCUGCGCCGCUCAAAAUAUCGUCGACACCUGUCUCGAUACUACCGAGAGCUACGUAAGCCUCUGCGGCACAACGGACUACCAGUGUCUCUGUGACAAAUGCUUCAACAACUGUCCCAACGACCCCCGGGCGCUCGGCUACACGCAGCAGAAGGACAAUUACUGCCAAAGCGCCAGCCUCUACGCCACCACCUCCGGAAACCUCACCAUGAGCCGGACCGCCGCGCCGACCUCUGUCUCGGCCGCCACGACGUCCACCAACGUCGUGAUAAAAUCCAUGGACGUGUCCGCCACCCCGGGGGCCACCGAGAGCGGGAAUGACGCCCAGGAACGCAUCACCCGCGUCGGGGGCAUGCUCGCGGGCGUUGCCGGCUUCGUGGCCGUUUUCCUAUGAGCUACGGUCCGCGUGGGGAAGAGAAAUAAGGAGUAAGGGGCUUGUUUUUUUUUUAUAGGCUGCCGGUGAUUUUUGCGUUCGAUUGACUUUGGGGUCUAUGGAUAUCCAAGGGACUGGAUAGAGAACUAAGAUUCCUAAUGAUUACACCGUAGUAUCCG
Annulohypoxylon truncatum is the source of this 1119-nucleotide messenger RNA. RefSeq lists its product as uncharacterized. The transcript has 3 exons. Bases 431 to 961 code for a protein of 176 amino acids. The record is from RefSeq and is a predicted model, not a curated record. NCBI's taxonomy places the organism in Eukaryota, Fungi, Ascomycota, Sordariomycetes, Xylariales, Hypoxylaceae.